AUGGCGAGCAACGUGGCUGUUAACGGGACGGUGGUGGUACUCGUUACAAACAUCGGCUACGCGGACUUUCUGCUCAACUGGGCCGUGUACGCGGACGAGCUGGGGUACGGGCGGCGCUUCCUCGUGUUCGCGGAAGACAGCGAGAGCUUCCAGCUGCUGUCAACGAGGUUUCCGAGACAGGUGCUACGGUGGCACGUUCCCGAGAUUGAGCAGGCAGGCGCUGCGGAAUUGAGAGCCGCGGGAAUAGGCGAUGGGGAAGGGGAGGACGCGCACCAGGGGGAGGGAGAAGACCCUUUGCCCUUCGUCCACGCUAUCCCUUCCCCGCAAGCCAUCCAUGACAGCCGAAGCGACGGAGACGCGUUCCCCGUGAGAGGAUACGACGUAGUGGGCGUGAGAGAGCUGCCGGAUUCCGUCAAUUUCAACGCCACGGGCACGUAUCCCAUGGCGCGAGCGUCUGCGAAUGUGCUGACCGCGAAGCUGUGCGGCGGGUUUGUGUUCCUCAGAAGCUCCCCGGGCGGGCACCUGGUCCUCGAUGCCUGGUCGCUGAAAAUCGCUCGCGCGCGGCGAAUCCGCGGCAACGAAAACGACCAGUUUUACCUCGGCGCGGCUAUAAGCGAUGUGAUAAAAACCAGUCCGGCGCCGCUGGUGGGAGUGCUGCCGCAGAAGCUUUUCCCUCCCGGGUGGUUGUUUUUCAGAGGGGAUAGUAACAUGCCGCCUGGGACUCGGGAGGAGCCGUGGUGGCGAUUGGAGGACGAGGAGAAGGCGAGAGUGGUGACUGUGCAUAACAACUGGCUGAUGGGGAAGAGUAAGAAGCUGGCACGGUUCAAGAAUAAUCAGCUGUGGAAACUCGAGGAGGUGUAA
Closterium sp. Naga37s-1 is the source of this 861-nucleotide messenger RNA. NCBI's taxonomy places the organism in Eukaryota, Viridiplantae, Streptophyta, Zygnematophyceae, Desmidiales, Closteriaceae. The record is from the annotation of a GenBank genome assembly.